AUGAACAGGCACCACCACCAGACUAAAGUUUGCAAAAAAAAAUCGCUGCCGGAGUGCCAUAUAGGCUUACCGAAAUUCAUUUUAGCCGCAAAGAAGUCUCUAUCUGCAAAAUGUCCAUCAACAGACAUCGAUGAUGUCCCGCAAUCUCGGUAAAUAAGCCAUAGUCUACAGUACUGUUAGCUAGGCCUAGACCACGAAUCAGAGAUUGAAAGAUGUGAAGAGUGCAAGUUUUUUUGUUAUCUUUUCUCACUGACAGCCAGCUGCGCAGGUGUCCAGGUAACCACUGCCUAACUGUUUGGCGUGAGAACGAGCCCUCGCAGAUCACCGAGAACUGA
Coregonus sp. 'balchen' is the source of this 335-nucleotide messenger RNA. Lineage: Eukaryota; Metazoa; Chordata; Actinopteri; Salmoniformes; Salmonidae. The record is from the annotation of a GenBank genome assembly.